Elaeis guineensis (African oil palm) is the source of this 1357-nucleotide messenger RNA. The record is from RefSeq and is a predicted model, not a curated record. NCBI's taxonomy places the organism in Eukaryota, Viridiplantae, Streptophyta, Magnoliopsida, Arecales, Arecaceae.
AAGUGUGGCAAAUAUUCCCGUUUAUGGCGGGGUACCAGUAUGACGCUGUUUAGCCCAGCUCCGAAUGCUUUGCCAAUUCGUUGAAGAAUUAUUCCGCCCGCCACUUCUCUAUCUCUCUCCCUCUCUCUCGAUCUCCAUCUCGAUUAAGAUUUUGUAAGGACAACAAAGCAAGGGAGAGAGCGAGAGAGACAGAGGAAGAGCGGGGGAGGAAGGGAGGUGGGGGGAGAGAGUGAGAGAGGGGAUUGGAAGAGUAGAGAAGAAGGGGAUGGACGACGCCAAGGAUUCCACCUCGGACGCCACCUCGUUCUCCUUCUAUUCCGCCUUCCACAACUAUCCUCUCAUUUCGGCUCUCGUCGCCUUCGCUGUUGCCCAGUCCGCCAAGCUCCUUACCACCUGGUACAAGGAAAAGCGAUGGGAUGCCAAGCAACUCAUUGGAUCUGGUGGGAUGCCAUCUUCCCAUUCAGCCACAGUCACUGCACUUGCUGCAGCUAUUGGUUUCCAAGAAGGCUUUGCUGGUUCUACAUUUGCAACUGCAUUGAUAUUAGCAUGCAUUGUGAUGUACGAUGCAUUUGGUGUUAGAUUACAUGCUGGGAGGCAGGCAGAGGUGCUGAAUCAAAUUGUAUAUGAACUUCCAGCUGAACAUCCUCUUGCUGACACAAGGCCAUUGCGGGAACUUUUAGGCCAUACCCCUCCUCAGUAUCAGACACCAAAGUGCCAAGGAGCAUUCUAUAGUCUCCAUAGUCUUAUCAAGUUGAAACCAGAAUCCUUCGUCAUCAGUCAUUACGAACAUAUUGUCAGGUUUUUGCUGGUGCGGUGUUGGGGGUUUUUAUUGCUAUAAUAGGGCACUUGAUCAACAAAGCUGGGAGUCAAGUUUCACACGGGAGAACAACCCUUGGCCACUAACUUCGGUCAUUGAUCACUUAUGGUGAAGGAAAUAUAUUCCAGACAAGAAAUUAGAGCUGGUUACUGAAAUUUUUCCAUGGAACUCAUAACAAACUGCUUGAUGCCAGGCAUAACUCCCCAUGAUUGAGAUUGCUUACGCUCAGAAUGUGCAUAUUAAUGCUUCAAUUCUUUUUGUGAGUACGUACGUCUUCACUGACUAAUGUUGCUGUCUCAUGUGAAAGGAUCAUUUAUCAUUUGAAUACCCCUAGCAUUCAUAUCUUACAUUGUUAUUCAAUGCAGAGCUUGUUCUUUAGAGGCCAUUUAUGUUCUCAUUUGGCAGUCCUGAAAUCUGAAAGAUGCAUUGUGGUUAAGCAAAGUCAUCAGGGUUUUGUUUGCCUCUUCUUUCUGCUUAAAAUUGACAAUCUGAAUAAUCUUGGGAUCUGGAUAAUGCUAAAGUACCAUUUCUUCUUGUUCA